This is a messenger RNA of Adineta ricciae, 1227 nucleotides long. NCBI's taxonomy places the organism in Eukaryota, Metazoa, Rotifera, Eurotatoria, Adinetida, Adinetidae. The record is from the annotation of a GenBank genome assembly.
AUGUCUUUUCCAGUAGCAGAAGAAGCAAUUCAAAACACAACCGAAGAAGUUGAAGACAUCGUUGAUCCAUGGAAUGUGGCUAGUACCUCUGACAAAGGAGUUGAUUAUGAUAAAUUGAUUCGUCGUUUUGGUUCAUCAAAGAUCUCACCUGAACUAAUUGCACGUAUCGAAUCAAUCAUCAAAAAACCAGUUCAUUAUUUCAUUCGACGAGGCAUCUUCUUCUCACACAGAGAUCUCGAGUUGAUUCUCAAUGCUUAUGAACAGAAGAAACCAUUCUUCUUAUACACUGGUCGUGGUCCAUCAUCCGAAGCCAUGCAUCUUGGUCAUUUAAUUCCAUUCAUCAUGACCAAAUGGUUACAAGAUGUGUUUGACGUUCCAUUGGUCAUUCAGAUGACUGACGAUGAAAAGUUUCUCUGGAAAGACAUAACAAUUGAGGAUGCCAAUCGAUAUGCAUACGAGAAUGCAAAAGAUAUCAUUGCAUGUGGUUUUGAUCCAACAAAGACAUUUAUUUUCUCCGAUUUCGAUUUUAUGGCGCAAUGUCCAAACUUCUAUCGUAACAUUUGUCGAAUUCAAAAGAGUGUCACAUUCAAUCAAGUGAAAGGCAUCUUUGGUUUUACUGAAAGUGAUUGUAUUGGAAAGAUUGCUUUUCCUGCAAUUCAAGCUGCGCCCAGUGUUAGUUCAUCAUUUCCAUUUAUAUUCGGUGAAAAAUUGAAACAAGAAUUUGCUUGUUUGAUUCCAUGCGCUAUUGAUCAAGAUCCGUAUUUUCGUAUGACUCGUGACGUUGCACCACGUUUGAACUUUCCCAAACCAGCGUUGAUGCAUUCAACGUUUUUUCCAGCACUUCAAGGUGCUAAAUCGAAAAUGGCUGCAUCGGAUACAAAUUCAGCUAUUUUUCUCACUGACACACCGAAACAAGUCAAAGACAAAGUUAAUAAACAUGCGUUCAGUGGCGGAAAAGAAACAGUCGAAGAACAUCGAGCUAAAGGCGGUGAUUGUGAUGUUGAUGUUUCAUAUCAAUAUCUUCGAUAUUUCAUGGAAGAUGAUGAACGACUUGAACAAAUUCGUCAAGAUUAUUCAUCAGGAAAAUUAUUGACCGGUGAAUUGAAAAAGAUCUUAAUCGAAGUUUUACAAGGUUUAGUCGCUAAACAUCAAGAACGUCGAAAAGAGGUAACAUUGGAUGUUGUUCGUCAGUUUAUGACACCAAGACAACUCAAUUUCCGUUAUUGA